UUGCCCUUUAUUUAUCUCUCGCCACAAGUUUUUUUUUUUCUUUCGUCUAUAAAUAGCGGAAAAUUCGGUUCGCUUUCCGCUUUAAAUUUCUCCUCUCCUCUCUCUCUCUCUUUACGAGUUUCUAAUAACCACUCGGAUUACAGACGGGGGAGCUUGUCGAGUCAAGCAUGGGUCGUGGAGUAAGCAGCGGAGGUGGUCAGAGUUCUUUGGGCUACCUAUUUGGUAGCGGCGAGGCUCCCAAAUCUACUGGAGAGACUGCUGCACCAGCUCAGAAAUCACCUUCACCACUACCAGUUGACAACAAGAAGCAAAUCCCUGCAGGUAUUCAAGGGAACCUUGCAAAUAACUACCACCGUGCAGAUGGGCAGAAUUGUGGAAAUUUCAUCACGGAUCGACCUUCAACGAAGGUGCAAGCUGCUCCUGGUGGUGGUUCUUCCCUAGGUUACCUUUUCGGUGGUGGCGGCAACUGACGAGGCUCUCUGCUUGUGGCAGAGAGAAUCUGUCGAAGAAAACUAUUGCUACUUGCAGCUGUUGGGAAGACACGGUUUGCACCUCUGCAGUUGGCAAGGACUCAUGAUUGUGUAAGCUAUAAAUCAGUGUUGGAAACAGAAUUCGUUGCUUUCUAUUCUGCCCUUAAAUUACUGGUCCUGGCACCAUGUUCCAUCUCCAAGUCUUGAUUAGAUGUUAAGGUAUGUUACAGAAAUCCCUUUAUGUUUAUGUUGAAAUUAUAUUUGCAUUCUUGCA
This is a messenger RNA of Musa acuminata AAA Group (dessert banana), 744 nucleotides long. Its product is annotated as protein SPIRAL1-like 3. The record is from RefSeq and is a predicted model, not a curated record. Gene Ontology annotation, cellular component: cortical microtubule, transverse to long axis. The transcript has 3 exons. NCBI's taxonomy places the organism in Eukaryota, Viridiplantae, Streptophyta, Magnoliopsida, Zingiberales, Musaceae. Gene Ontology annotation, biological process: cortical microtubule organization. The coding region runs from base 168 to 470 and encodes 100 amino acids.